AUGACAAGUCUCGAAGAUAUUAAGAAAGAGACCGUGGAUCUUGAGAGGAUCCCGGUUGAUGAAGUGUUUCGCGAAUUGAAUUGUUCUAAAGAAGGUCUCACUAAUGAGGAAGGCCAGAAAAGGCUUACAGUUUUUGGUCCAAACAAAUUGGAAGAAAAAAGUGAAAGCAAGGUGCUCAAGUUCUUGGGUUUUAUGUGGAAUCCCCUCUCAUGGGUCAUGGAAGCUGCUGCUAUCAUGGCUAUUGCUUUGGCUAAUGGAGGGGGUCAACCACCAGACUGGCAAGAUUUUGUGGGAAUCAUGGUGUUGCUGAUUAUUAACUCAACCAUUAGUUUUAUAGAAGAAAACAACGCUGGAAAUGCCGCUCAAGCACUUAUGGCAGGUCUUGCUCCCAAAACCAAGGUUCUGAGAGAUGGAAGGUGGUCUGAGCAAGAGGCUGCUAUAUUGGUGCCGGGAGAUAUAAUCAGCAUCAAGUUAGGAGACAUCAUUCCAGCCGAUUGUCGUCUUUUGGACGGAGAUGCUCUUAAGAUUGAUCAAUCCGCACUCACCGGUGAGUCCUUGCCUGUUACAAAGAACCCUGGCGAUGAAGUCUACUCCGGCUCCACUGUAAAACAAGGAGAGCUCGAGGCUGUUGUAAUCGCCACUGGUGUGCACACCUUCUUCGGUAAGGCUGCUCAUUUGGUUGACAGCACUAACCAAGUUGGUCAUUUCCAAAAGGUGUUGACAGCCAUCGGUAACUUCUGCAUUUGCUCAAUUGCUUUGGGAAUGAUUAUCGAGAUUGUUGUCAUGUAUCCGAUUCAGCGCCGCAAGUAUAGAAACGGAAUUGACAAUCUUUUGGUUCUUCUCAUUGGAGGGAUUCCAAUUGCCAUGCCAACAGUUUUGUCAGUUACAAUGGCUAUUGGUUCACACAGGCUGUCAGAGCAAGGUGCUAUCACAAAGAGAAUGACCGCCAUCGAGGAAAUGGCUGGGAUGGAUGUUUUAUGUAGUGACAAAACCGGGACUCUAACAUUGAACAAGCUUACUGUGGACAAGAAUCUGGUUGAGGUAUUUGCAAGAGAUACCGAUAAGGACAUGGUUAUUUUGCUCGGAGCAAGAGCCUCUAGGGUGGAGAAUCAAGAUGCUAUUGAUGCUUGCAUUGUUGGAAUGUUGAGUGAUCCUAAAGAGGCUAGAGAUGGUCUUACAGAGGUGCAUUUCUUGCCCUUUAAUCCAGUAGACAAGCGUACCGCAAUAACAUACAUUGACACUGAUGGUAACUGGCACCGAGUAAGCAAAGGCGCACCAGAGCAGAUUAUUGAACUUUGCAAUCUUAGAGAAGAUGUGAAGAGGAAAGCUCUUUCCAUCAUUGAUAAAUUCGCUGACCGUGGUCUUCGUUCUCUUGCUGUUUGCAAACAAGAAGUACCAGAAAAGACCAAAGAGAGUUCAGGAGGACCAUGGACUUUCGUCGGUCUGUUGCCUCUCUUUGAUCCACCAAGGCAUGACAGUGCAGAAACCAUUAGACAGGCUCUCAAUCUUGGAGUAAAUGUUAAGAUGAUUACUGGUGAUCAGCUAGCUAUUGGCAAGGAAACCGGUCGCAGGCUCGGUAUGGGAAGUAACAUGUAUCCCUCAUCCUCCCUCCUUGGUGAACACAAGGAUGCCUCAAUUGCUUCCCUUCCCGUCGAUGAACUUAUUGAGAAAGCCGAUGGAUUUGCUGGUGUCUUCCCUGAACACAAAUAUGAGAUUGUAAAGAGACUUCAAGAUAGGAAACACAUUUGUGGAAUGACAGGAGAUGGUGUGAAUGAUGCACCUGCAUUGAAAAGAGCCGACAUUGGAAUUGCGGUGGCUGAUGCAACUGAUGCAGCUCGAGGUGCAUCCGACAUAGUCCUCACAGAGCCUGGUUUGAGUGUUAUUGUGAGUGCAGUCCUCACAAGCAGAGCUAUUUUCCAAAGAAUGAAGAACUACACGAUUUACGCAGUUUCAAUAACAAUCCGAAUCGUGCUUGGCUUUAUGCUCCUUGCUCUAAUUUGGAAGUUUGAUUUCUCUCCUUUUAUGGUUUUGAUCAUUGCCAUACUUAACGACGGCACAAUCAUGACUAUUUCAAAGGAUAGAGUGAAGCCAUCUCCUAUGCCAGAUUCAUGGAAGUUGAGGGAGAUUUUUGCCACUGGCGUCGUGCUUGGCGCCUACCUUGCUGUUAUGACUGUUGUCUUCUUUUGGCUUGCUCAUGCUUCUAAUUUCUUCACCGAAAAAUUCGGUGUAAGAUCUAUCCGAGACAGCCACGAGGAGCUCACAGCUGCUGUUUACCUUCAAGUUAGUAUCGUAAGUCAGGCUCUCAUCUUUGUUACACGAUCAAGAAGUUGGUCUUUCGUCGAACGUCCUGGAUUAUUACUUGUCGGUGCCUUUUUCAUCGCACAACUGAUUGCCACAUUGAUAGCUGUGUAUGCAAAUUGGGCGUUUGCGGAUAUGAAAGGAAUCGGAUGGGGUUGGGCAGGAGUCAUUUGGCUCUACAGCAUUGUUUUCUACAUCCCUUUGGAUAUCCUUAAGUUCUUCAUUCGAUAUGUCUUGAGCGGCAAGGCAUGGAAUAACAUUACUGAAAAUAGGACUGCUUUCACCUCAAAGAAAGAUUACGGAAAGGGGGCGAGAGAAGCACAAUGGGCGGCAGCUCAGCGCACGCUACACGGAUUGAACCCACCAGACUCAGAUCAAGUGCUGAAUGAAAGUAACAACUAUAGAGACCUAUCUGAACUUGCGGAACAAGCCAGGAAACGCGCUGAAAUCGCUAGGCUAAGGGAGCUACACACACUGAAGGGACAUGUUGAAUCUGUUGUGAAGCUGAAAGGACUUGACAUUGAGACAAUUCAACAACACUACACUGUUUGA
Messenger RNA from Lathyrus sativus (Indian pea), 2850 nucleotides. NCBI's taxonomy places the organism in Eukaryota, Viridiplantae, Streptophyta, Magnoliopsida, Fabales, Fabaceae. The record is from the annotation of a GenBank genome assembly.